Messenger RNA from Sodiomyces alkalinus F11, 1650 nucleotides. RefSeq names its product SPFH domain/Band 7 family protein. Lineage: Eukaryota; Fungi; Ascomycota; Sordariomycetes; Glomerellales; Plectosphaerellaceae. The record is from RefSeq and is a predicted model, not a curated record. Gene Ontology annotation, cellular component: membrane. Bases 162 to 1364 code for a protein of 400 amino acids. The transcript has 2 exons.
GCACAAGCACUGAAUCGAGCUGCUGGGAGCUUCUUCUACUCCAUAGCUUCUCGUCCACAGCAGAGCUACCGGGCCUAACCAACCCCCUCUCGCCUCCCCCCGGUCUACAACCUUCUCCAAUCUCUAUCAUAGCCCCGGUCACCUCGGCCAAUGCAGCAAGGAUGACCUCGGCGAUCACCAAGGCGGCCUUCCCCCCGCCGCUGCUCCGGCGCAGCUUCGGUCUCCUCCAGUCACGCAACUUCCAAACCACAUCAAGAGGCCUCCUCGCCACCGGCUUCGGCAGCGGCUCGUCCUCGGUCCUGCCGUCCUACUUCCAGAAGCCCUCCCUCCCCGCCAACACCGUCGUCCGCUUCGUCCCGCAACAAACGGCAUGGAUCGUCGAGCGCAUGGGCAAGUUCAACCGCAUCCUGGAGCCGGGCCUCGCCAUCCUCGUGCCGUUCCUGGACCGUAUUGCCUACGUCAAGUCGCUCAAGGAGGCGGCCAUUGAGAUCCCGAGCCAGAGCGCCAUUACCGCCGACAAUGUCACUCUCGAGCUCGAUGGUGUGCUUUAUACCCGCGUGUUUGAUGCUUACAAGGCGAGCUACGGAGUCGAAGACGCCGAAUACGCCAUCUCCCAACUCGCCCAGACAACCAUGCGCUCCGAAAUCGGCCAACUGUCCCUCGACCACGUCCUCAAGGAGCGCGCCGCCCUCAACACCAACAUCACCGCCGCCAUCAACGAAGCCGCCCAAGCCUGGGGCGUGACCUGCCUGCGCUACGAGAUCCGCGACAUCCACGCCCCCGCCGGCGUCGUCGAGGCCAUGCACCGCCAAGUCACCGCCGAGCGGUCCAAGCGCGCCGAGAUCCUCGACUCCGAGGGCCAGCGCCAGUCGGCCAUCAACAUCGCCGAGGGCAGGAAGCAGAGCGUGAUCCUGGCCUCCGAGGCCCUCAAGGCCGAGAAGAUCAACCGCGCCGCCGGCGAGGCCGAGGCCAUCCUCCUACGCGCCCGCGCUACCGCCUCCGGCAUCGAUGCCGUCGCUCGCAGCAUUGCCGCCGGGGAGGACGCUGCGCAGAGCGCCGUGAGCCUUUCCGUGGCGGAGAAGUAUGUCGAUGCUUUCUCUAACCUUGCGAAGGAGAGCACGGCUGUCGUGGUGCCUGGCAAUGUGGGCGAUAUUGGCGGCAUGAUUGCUACUGGCCUUGGCGUCUUUGGCAAGGUCAGCGAGGCGCAGGCCAGGGCUGCGGCUAAGAGGAUCGUUCAGGGACAGCACCGGGAUGGCGAGGGUGCGAAUGCCGCCAUCGCUGAGAAGGAGGAUGGGAGCGGUGAGGCCGAACACUUGAAGGAGACUGUUUUGGAGAGCUUUGACAAGGCGGCCGAGGACAAAUAAGAACUCACCCAAAGAAGGGGCAAUAUCCGAAAGUUUAUAUGGCUUUACAAGCUAUGGGACAUAUAAUCCCAAGCCAGGCUGUCAAAAUGAGGCGGUCAACGAAGGUUGAGGGCGAAGGAACAGAAAUAGUGAUUGUAUCAACAGAUUCUGUACAUUACUUACUCGGUACAACCCCCAUUACCUCGUUUCAACGAGAGAUCUCUAUUUGCACAUCACUUUAACAUGUUUGUGUUGCAAGUAGGCCGGUGACCGUCCAUACAUUCGUUUGUCUAUAAUGUAGGUGAAU